Messenger RNA from Mesocricetus auratus (golden hamster), 4344 nucleotides. It is a transcript of the gene Mtarc2, whose product is annotated as mitochondrial amidoxime reducing component 2. NCBI's taxonomy places the organism in Eukaryota, Metazoa, Chordata, Mammalia, Rodentia, Cricetidae. The record is from RefSeq and is a predicted model, not a curated record. Gene Ontology annotation, molecular function: nitrate reductase activity; pyridoxal phosphate binding; molybdenum ion binding. The transcript has 8 exons. Gene Ontology annotation, cellular component: mitochondrial inner membrane. Gene Ontology annotation, biological process: nitrate metabolic process. The coding region runs from base 34 to 1050 and encodes 338 amino acids.
CCUGCAGCCCAGGCCUGCACCGGGUAGUGUAACAUGGGUGCCUCCAGCUCCUCCGCUCUGGCUCGCCUCGGCCUCCCCGGGCAGCCGCGGUCCACCUGGCUCGGCGUCGCCGCGCUGGGACUGGCCGCGGUGGCGCUGGGGACUGUGGCCUGGCGUCGCGUGCGUCCCCGGCGGCGCCGGCGGCUGCAGCAGGUGGGGACGGUGUCGAAAGUCUGGAUCUACCCGAUCAAGUCCUGCAAGGGGGUGUCGGUGUGCGAGACCGAGUGCACCGCCAUGGGGCUGCGCUGCGGCAAAGUGCGGGACAGGUUUUGGAUGGUGGUUAAGGAAGAUGGACACAUGGUCACUGCCCGCCAGGAGCCUCGCCUUGUGCUGGUCUCCAUCACCUUGGAGAACAACUAUCUGACCCUCGAAGCCCCAGGCAUGGACCAGAUGGUUUUACCUAUCAAGCUGCCUUCAUCGAAUAAGAUCCACGACUGCAGGCUGUUCGGUCUCGACAUUAAAGGCAGAGAUUGUGGCGACGAGGUAGCUCAGUGGUUCACCAACUACUUGAAGACGCAGCCCUACAGGUUGGUUCAGUUUGAUACCAGCAUGAAAGGAAGGACAACAAAGAAGCUUUACCCUUCUGAAGGUUACCUUCAGAAUUACGAGGUAGCCUACCCAGACUGCAGCCCUAUCCACUUGAUUUCCGAAGCCUCCUUAGCCGACCUCAACACCCGGCUGAAGAAGAAAGUGAAGAUGGAGUACUUCAGGCCCAACAUCAUGGUGUCAGGCUGCGAGGCUUUUGAGGAGGAUACCUGGGAUGAACUCCUAAUUGGUGAUGUGGAGAUGAAGAAGGUCUUGAGCUGCCCCAGGUGCAUUUUGACCACAGUGGACCCAGACACUGGAAUCAUAGACAGGAAGGAGCCGCUGGAAACCCUGAAGAGCUACCGCCUGUGUGACCCCUCUGUGAAGAGUUUGUACCAGACGUCUCCCCUUUUUGGGAUGUACUUCUCAGUGGAAAGAGUUGGAACCCUGAGAGUUGGCGACCCUGUGUAUCGCAUGGUGGACUAACGGGCCCAGUGGCUGACACGCUUCCAGGUCCUAGGAGAUACUUCUGCGAGUCCUGACUGCCAGCCAUGACUGUCGUCCUGGAAACGAACCUCCGAUUUUCCUUCAGGGCUUUGAAUGCCCUCAGUUAAUUUGAGAAAGUACCAGUGGUGGUUUGGGAUUGUGAGGGCAUAUACAUUUUACAUAACGAUGUUUUAAAAAGACAUGGAAUUGUGCAUACGAUUAUUCUGAAUGGCCCCCCACUGUUACCUUUUUCUGAUUACUACCUUUAAUACUGCUGGGUAAUGAAAGUUUAGAGUCAACUUAAAAGCUGCCAAAUUAAAAAAAAGUGUAUACUUUUUAUAGGUAUAUUGUGUAAGAGAAGCAGGAAAAUGAGUCAUCGUGCCCUGAUGUCUAUGUGCUAACAUGCCAACAUGCUCACUCAUGGCCCGUUCUUGACCUGGAUGUUGAGCCCUGCUGAGUUCUGAUUUAUGGCUGCCUCUGCCUUACUGUUAUAGAGCCAGAAUUACGCUUAAAUAUAGAAAUGAUUUCAUAGAUCAUGGGGUUAUUUUGUUCAUAGAUGGUAUCUUUAUAUUUCGUUGGGAUUCUAAUAAUUCUAAUAAUUAUCUCUAAUUGUCAAUUCCUCUAAUUCUACAAGAAAAUAGAAUUUAAAAGACUAGAAUCUUCAAAAGCAGGAGAAAGCAGGAGACAUUUUUAAUGUUUAUAUCUAUUUUCAUAACAAAGAUAAGAUAGCUUGCUGUAACAAGUAAAGUAACAUAUAAAUGAGUUAACCCCCUUAAACUUGGGUGGUUUCUUUGUCAUUGGUAAGAGUGAAGUCCCUCCUACUUCAUCUGUGAUGUCUGCUUCUGGGUGUCUUUCUCGUUUUACAGAGUUGUUGUCGGGCAUCUUCCCCGGGUCCCACACACUGCCUCUUGUCAUGGUGUGCACAGACACCGUGAACUGCGUGUCUGAGCCAGUGUUCUUAACUUGUGAGUUGUGACCCCUUGAGGUAUCUGAUAUCCUGAAUAGCAGAUACUUACAUAACAAUAGCAAAACCACAGUUAUGAAGUAGCAAUGAAAAUCAUUUGAUGGUUGGGCGUCACCACAACAUGAGGAACUGUGUGAAAGGGUUGUAGACUCUAUGACAUUAUGGCUGGGAUCUGGGCCUGAGUUCAACCCCUCACCUCUGGCUGUGAGUUAAAAGUGGAAGGCAAGCUGCAUCUUGGGUAAAACUUGGACAUGACACAUUUUUUUAAAGUCACACUGGGUUUAAAGUCAGCCAUUAAGUUUUAAGCUAUUUUCCCCUUUACAUUCCCAAGGAGGAAUGGAAGGACGAAAAACACACUCAGCUCUUGGUACCUCCCAGGCGCCUUUUUUUCCCAAUAUAUUUUAAAUUUAAAUUAGAAACAUGCUUGAUUCACAUGUCAACCCCUAUCCUACCCUUCCUCCCUUGUCCCUGUACCAGCUCCCCAGCCCCCCUGCCCAAUCCCCAUACCAUUCCCCAGGGAGGGGACCAGGCUCCUGGUCCCCAGUGGCACUCAUCCCUGCGUGUACCAGCUCCGCUUCUCUGAGACAGAAAUCCCCAAGCGUUCCACCAUGGUCACUCUGCUGCGCUGGUGGGCAGAGUGCCAAGUGUGGGAACACGUGACAGAGGGGGCAGAGGGAGCAUUCUUUACGUGACAAGCACAGGAAUCAGACGGGCAGGAUGGGUCCCGGUGCAGCACCCCGCCCCCCCCCCCAGACUAACUUCCUCCUCAGGUAGGCUCUGCCUCAGCCUCCCCGGGUAGUGUCACCAGCUGGGGACCUAUGAGAGCUACAGCGUGACUUUCAUGCUCGACCACAGUGAACAGCGAGGUGACCAGCUAGCUGAGCACAGUGCGCUCAGAAGUCUGGGUCUUGUGGGAGUGAGGAUUGGCAAUAGGUGGCUGAGCACUGAACAAGAAAAAGUAUUUAGGACGUGUGACAAGAAACUGUUGCAGGACAGAUACUGGGUGAUAGGCGUUCUUUGUAUCCCCGGUGGUAGGUUUCUCAGCUGGUGCUUGUAAGCCAAAUGGAGGCGAAUUAAAAAGUAAAGGACCGGGUUUAAUCUGAGAAAAGCAGGCGAGAAAUCGCGCGGCAGGUCUAGGGGCCAGAGCUAACCUGCAGGUGUGGUCUCGAGCUCUGGGGGAGGAGCCUGAGCUUCUGUCGGUCUUGGGGGGUGGGCAGGGUUUGGAGAGGGAGGAGCGGGGCUGAAGCAGAGUUUCUGCGCGAACACUGGAGUACCAGAGGGGCCCAAAGUGAGCAGCUGGCAGCUGAGGAAGGAGUGUCCGUCGUUGUCAAAAAGAUCACGAGUGUCCCAAGUCGGAAGCAAAAGUCAGUGCACGCCUGCCGGUAGCCUGCGUUCCCCACUCCUCGCACAAUGGCCUCUCGGGGAGCCUUAGGAAUUCCUGCUCUGCCCCCAUCGCCUGCCCUCAGCUGCCCUCCGCCGCAGCCUCAGUCUUCCAGCAUCGCGUGAACGUGAGUUCGGGCACCGUCCCUUCUCCGCUCCAAGAUGCUGUCCAGCAGCAGCAGGACGUUCUGGUCAGGGUGUGACCCCUUCCAUCGCACUCUGAGGUCCCGGGAACCCUGUUGGACCGGCUCCACCUCUUGCUGGCACGAGGCUUCCAGCCGCUUCCUUCUCUCAGCCUGAGACUUGGGGUGGGGUGGGGAUGGGGGGGGUAUUUCUAGUUUCCUGGGGGUCCAUUGUUCCGAUAGUCUGAUGGGCAGAGCUAGGGCAAACGCUCACCUCUAGAGAAAUCUUCAUUCCUGCCUCAGACCCUCCCCCCUGCCCCCUUGGCUGUAAAAGUCCAAUCACUCUGCCCUGUCGUAGUGGAGAACAGCCUUCUCCCUGUUAGAACAAAGACUUGACAUUUUAGCAACCUGACUGACAGUCAGCCGGGAGCCUGGGGCGCCUGAGGAACCUUGGUGGCCUUGGCUUUGUUGUUUAAGGUAGGCUGGCACUUGGGAAUGACAAGGGACGGAGUCCACCUUGCGGGAGCCGCAGGGAAAGAGCCCGGGGUUCGGGUGAGUGCUGGUUCUGUGCCGGUAGCUCCGAGGAGGCAUCAGGCGUGGAGACGCAGACUUUGCUCAGCCCUGGAGUGCCUCAGGGUCUGGUCAGAUCUUUCCACCUUCAGAUCGCAGCUGGCUGGGAAGCUCCUCGGUCGCCGCCAAACUUCUCGGCUCGCCCGCAGUUCCCAGAGGGGCAGCUGCCCGGCGGCCUGAUUUCUAAUUAAAAAAAAAUCACUCAUGUUUGUGCAAACGUUGUGCGUUUUAGGUCAAAUAAACAACCUUAUAAGCAUA